AUGUCUUCAGACAUCACGGAAGUGUCUGCCCUGGGUCGACCUUUCACCUUAGGGAUGCUUUAUGAUGCUUUGCAACAUAAACUGAUCCCAGGUGUCACAUUGUGGGAUGAAACAACUCUCAAAGGGCACUCAGUUGAGAACCCUCAGUACAGCAGCGCAUUUGAAAUCCUCACCUCAGAUUCCAUUGAAGACAAGUCCUUUCUGCUGGGCGUCGAUGCGUCUCUGAAGGCCAGUUUCCUGAGUGGACUGGUUGAAGUUGAGGGAUCGGCGAAGUAUCUGAACGACAAGAAGAAAUUCCACCAUCAGAGCAGAGUGACGCUGCAGUACAAAGCUACGACUACUUUCAAACAGCUGUCAGUGACUGAUGUUGGAAAAAUGGAUACACAACAAACAGAUGUCAUUGAGACGGGCUUGGCGACACACGUAGUCACAGGAAUCCUUUAUGGGGCAAACGCUUUCUUCGUAUUUGACAGCGAGAAGUUAGAGGACAGCAGCGUUCAGGACGUCCAGGGAGGCAUGAAAGCUGUGAUAAAGAAGAUUCCUGACUUUGACAUUGAGGGGCAAGUUGAUAUCAAGCUUACUGACAAAGAAAAAGCCCUGACAGACACAUUGUCCUGCAAGUUCUUAGGGGACUUCCUUCUUGAAAGCAACCCUGCAACUUUUGAAAAGGCAGUGAAGACUUACAUAAAACUUCCCAAGCUACUGGGAAAAAAUGGAGAAAACUCUGUUCCACUGAAGGUCUGGCUGUUGCCGUUGAAGUAUCUGAACUCCAAACCUCCUCAGGAGAUGACUGAGGUCAGUGUUGGACUGGUGAGGAAGGUUCAGAGUGCUCUGGAAGACUUAGAUCAACUGGGAAAAAGAUGCAACGACUGUCUGGAGCACAAAGUUGUGAAACAUUUUCCGAAGAUUGACGAGAAGUUGAGGAGUUUCCAGAAACUCUGCACUUUUUACAUGACUACACUCCAACAGACGGUCGCAAAGAAACUGCCCCUCAUCAAGAAAGGAAAAGAAGAUGAGAGCGAGUUAGAGAAAUUCUUAAAAGACAGAGACAAGUCGCCGUUCAGUCAAGACAAAUUAACUAAGUGGUUGGAUAAUAAACAGAGAGAGAUCAAUGUCAUCGGCUCCUGCGUCGAUAUGAUGGAGGGAACAGAGAUAAAAAUUGUCCCGGGUCAGUUAGAGCUGGAGAGAGAGGUUCUGGCCCCAGGUGUAGAGCAUGCUCUCUGCUUUGUUUUCACCUCACUGGAGACCACCGAACCCUACCUGCAGGAGUUGGCCGACUACGUGGAUCCGCUUAAGUUAAAGGGCAAUGUGGGCGUCGCCCCACCUGCACAGGACCACUGGUACUUGUCAGAUGAGGUGGUGGUCAGCAUGAGAGGAAAAGCCAAAGCUUUCCACGACCUUGCUGAAGCCCUGAAGAGAAGCAGGGGCUUCAGGUUCCUCGCAGCGACUUCAGCAAAUGAGAAAUAUAAAGGCGCAAACAUCUACCAUUACAAAGAUGGCGUCCUGAUCAGUGAUGACUUCUCAAGGCCUGACCUUCCUCCGGUGGAUGCUAUCAAAGACAGAAGUGCUUUAAUUUGGUAUGCCAGUGUUCUCACCCUGGACCCAGACACGGCAAACAACAACCUCAUCCUCUCUGAGGGGAACAGGAAGGCGACGCACGGAGCGCAGCAGUCCUAUCCCGAUCGACCCGAGAGAUUCGAUAAUUUUUAUCAGGUUCUGUGCAGGGAGGGGCUGACGGGCCGCUGUUACUGGGAGGUGGAGUGGAGCGCUGGCCAAAGUGAGGAUGUUGCUGUGGGCGUCAGCUACAAGGGAAUUUUUAGGAAGGGGAAAGAUGAAUUGUGCAGGAUCGGGUGGAACGUGAUGUCCUGGUGUUUAGGCCACAGGUGGCCCCCCCAAGCACCUACACUCUACGCAGAGCACAAUCAUAAGAGCCAGUUUUACCCUCCUCCGUGCACCGGCUGCACCCAGCUUGGAGUGUUUCUGGACUGGCCCGGUGGGACUCUGUCCUACUACAAAAUCUCAUCCAACACACUGAGUCACCUCCACACCUUCUACGCCAAAUUCACUGAGCCUCUUUACCCAGCGUUCAUGAUUUGGCGUGAAGGCAACUACGUGCACCUGAACCCGCCCAUGGUCGCAAACUGACAGGCCACACGGCGUUCAGUAGGUCGUAGUUGGGAGUGUCGCUUGGUAUCACAUGAUUCAAGUUCAGCUCACCACACUUAAAAGUGAUAGUUGGGUUGUGUGAGGUACUUCCUCCACAGUCAGUGUGUUACCUGCAGUAGAUUCAGAUUAGUGCGCUGCCAGUUUAGAGAAGCAGCAGGAGCCUCUUAAAAACAUCCUCAAACAGUUGAAGUCUACACUUUAUUUUGUGAUAAAAUGCCUUUAUUUAGUUCUGGCAUAUCAGAGUAAAAAUCUAGAACAAAGAUCCUGAAUAAGAGAGUAAAACAGUGACCGGUCUCCACCGCUACAGGGUCUCCCUCAA
Seriola dumerili (greater amberjack) is the source of this 2485-nucleotide messenger RNA. Its product is annotated as stonustoxin subunit alpha-like. The transcript is spliced from 3 exons. Lineage: Eukaryota; Metazoa; Chordata; Actinopteri; Carangiformes; Carangidae. The coding region runs from base 1 to 2145 and encodes 714 amino acids. The record is from RefSeq and is a predicted model, not a curated record. Gene Ontology annotation, molecular function: protein binding.